UAGACAGCUGGCAGGCGUCGCUGAGCAGCCUCCCUUUUUGACUCGCCUGUGAUUGCAGAACGCCAAAGUUUUCCAAAUUACCGUAUGAUCGCUGUAGUUACGCGUCAGUGUCAUGGCUGCUGUUUGUUUUCUCUCUGUGACAACACCGCGCGGCGACUGUCAUAAAGAAUGGACGGAUGGCAGCCUAGCUUGAGAAAAGUCAAAAAGCCUCACCACGGAUUUAUUUUUUCCAAACCGGGACCCGGAAGCAGAAGUACAGUGGAGUCGAAAGAUUCUCUAUUGACAGUAACAAGAUACCACACUCAAUGCAUUUUGCAUUUAAAACUCGGUUCCUGCCACUGCUGAACCGAAAGUUUCAUCUGCAGUACUGCAUAGUGGUACAAUUUAGGAAACGACCGGAACUCUGUAGCCGAACCAGGAAGGAAUGCAGAGUGCGUAGUCUCUCAAGAGAUAAACGGUCUCUGGUAGAGUUGCGUUCUGUUUGUUUGUAUCUGGAGUUGUGAAAAAAAGAGCUGCGCAUAAAUGGGAAGUUAACCUCGGGAAUGGAAGAUGAACCAAACUGUGUGAAUGUUACCGAGGAAAAAAUGCCGAGUCUUGCUAGCAGCUACGACGGAGACACUGUCAGUAAUGUAUCCGAAGUGUCGGAUGAAGUUGGGACACAAAGCACAGAUUUUGCCCAUGACAACAGAGAGAUGAAAGUUAUAACACCUGACGGGGUUCUGGAGUUUCACAAACACAGGUUGGAAAGGAUGGGUAGUAAAGAAACCAUCGAAAGGGACAGUGUUAUAAAAACAACUGCGGUGGAUAUUUUAAGGAGAAAUUUCGGGACACCCAGGUCUCUUGCUAGUGUUGACAGCAAUACCACGGAGGAACGGAAAGACACUCGGGAUGUAUCGGUGAGCAACGUUACAAGUCAAGAUAAAGAAAAGUGCAUAGCGAGUGAAACGAAGCACUGUAUUCACAGUGGCAAUGAGCAAGUCAACCCAGAACACACGCCAGGAUUAACAGCACCCGAUUUGGAUAAAGUGGAAUUAAGUGACUUGGAGGAAAACCGUGAGACCAAAUCAAGAGGUAGCGACGACACCUGCCAGUCAAAGGAGCAUGUUUACUGCACUGUGUACUGUAUAGCAAACGACAACUAUAGGAGACACGCGGAUAAUUUGGGAGGCCAGGCAGAUCUGGAUGGAGGGGUAAUGACAUCAGACGUCGCAGUCCAACCAGUCGAGGAUUCGCGGCAGCAGGCUGGUUUGGAGCUGGCCCAGUACCAGGAGCCCUUCACCAUCUCCAAUCUGAUCGAUCCCAGAACGCUGAGCAACUUUUACGGCGGGGACUACAACGUGCCCGCCGUCCUAACCUGCCGCAUCUGCCUGGAGGACAAACACAUCAAACCGUUACACUGUUGCAAAAAGGCAGUUUGCGAGGAAUGUCUGAAAAGAUACAUCAGCUCGCAGGUGCGCGUGGGGAAGGUGGACAUCGUGUGUCCCAUCACAGAGUGCAGCGGCUAUCUGGAGGAGAACGUGAUCCUGGCGCAUCUAGCCAGCGAGGAAGUGGCCAAGUAUAAGUACUUCCUGGAGUUGGGCCGGGUGGACUCCAGCACCAAGCCCUGCCCGCAGUGCAGUCUGUUCACCUCUCUGAAGGGCCGGGGCCAGCAGGCGCCCAGCAGGGCCGAGCACAAGUACAAGAUCCAGUGCACAAAGUGCCAGUUUGUGUGGUGCUUCAAGUGCCAUGCACCUUGGCAUGAAGGCCUGAAGUGCAGGGACUACAGGAAGGGGGACAAGCUGCUGAGGCACUGGGCCAGUGUCAUUGAGCAUGGCCAGAGGAAUGCACAGAAAUGCCCCCGGUGCAAGAUCCACAUCCAGAGGACCGAAGGCUGUGAUCACAUGACCUGCACUCAAUGCAACACGAACUUCUGUUACCGGUGCGGGGAGAAGUACAGGCACCUCCGCUUCUUCGGGGACCACACCUCCAACCUGAGUGUCUUCGGCUGUAAAUACCGCUACCUGCCGGAGAAGCCACACCUGCGCAGGCUGGUGCGAGGGUCUGUCUGCGCAAGUAAAGUUUUAGUAGCUCCUCUGGUCAUUGUCCUGGUGGUCGUGUUUGGAGCUGUAGCCCUUGUCAUAGGCCUUGUAGCCUUCCCCGUAUACUACAUCUGCAAGCAGCGGAGGAAGCGCUCUCAGGGGACUGGACGCUGGCUGUGACACGGGGUUUCCUCGGAGGACCGGGGGGGAACCGCACAUACCAAAAUAUCCACUCAGCCCAGGGGGAAACGGGCGAGCCGCUGGGGUAACGCAGGGAUCCUGGGGGUCCUGACGGGGACACGGUCCCUUUACGGUCAGACUCAGCGGUUUCGAGCUUGUGACCGACGCUCACAAAUGGAUUCAGAAUCUCUGAUGUCAUACCCAUGUGACACGCCCACCCCCCAACCACACCCAGCAGGGCUCACUUCACUCUGUUCUGCUGUGCAGGCUGGCAGUGGGCCGGAGUGCCAGGAAGAAGCCUGGUCUUGUUGGUCAGUGGUCUUGUUCUCUGGUGGUCACAUGAAAAACCCUGCCUGUUCAGUAGUUAUUUUUUUCUGUUGAUAAAGGUAAAAACCCCGGAGUUGAUUCCUAAAUGAAUUGAAAGUUGUGAAUCAUAACCAUAUAGACUUUCAGGGGAAAAAGGGUACAGACUGGUAGCAACAACAGGAUGUUUUAUGGAGCGUAACAAUGUUUCCAUACACAAGGGAAAAGGGGUAUUAAAUUAGGGGGCAUCUUCUCCUAAUGGAAAUUCCUUAAACAAAUCUUUGAGAUAUUUCUAAUGAUAGCUUUAUGGUCAUAUUAACCUUUGUGUUUACUAAUGAACCAGGCGAUCCAUGUAUUCAUGCUGUAAGACUAAUCCGUGCCUCAAAAGGCUUCUUUUAGGGGUGAAUGAGCGUAUGAGUGAAGCAUUUAUCUGCUUUUAUGAGGCUUUAGUUAAGCUGGGUGUCUGCUUCUCUCAGUCACUUGACUGCUUUUGUCCAGUCCUGUGCUCUCUGGACCAUAGCAUACAAAUCCUGAUUUCACUAUGAGAAAGGAAAUAAUCACAGAUGAGGGCACCUACCAUCGCCAGACAUCGCUGGUCAAUGAUGUCAUCAUCUGGACGACAUGUUCACAAACAGCAAUUAACUGCCAUAUUUAGCAUUUCCAGGGGUUUUUUAAAUAUUAUUAUCUGUAUCAGUACCUGUCUAUACUCAGGGGAUUGAUAUGCAUCUAUUCUUUAAAAUACGAUGAAAUUUCUUCGGCUUCAUAUUUUCUAGAUGUAAAUGAUUUUGCACAAAGUCGGGAAGGCAUGGGAGGAUGGCCACUCAGAAACAAGGUCUCUGUGUGUGUGCGUGCGUGCUUGCGUGUGUGUGUGUGUGUGUGUGUGUGUGUAUGCACACAUGUGUACGCUUGUGUCUACAGCAGCAGAAUGGUAUCAGAUGGAAACAUGAGAGAAAUAUUACUGUAUUUAUGUGAGAUUCACAUACACACACAUGUUUUCAUUGCAUGUCCAUCUCAGAUGGGUCCAUUUUAAAUCUCAGUUAUUUUCAUCAUAAUUUAAUGAAAACAUUACCCUUUGGCUUUUGCACGCAGAGUGUGGUAACAACAAGGAACCAACCAGGGGCUGAUGAUGGUUGUUUCAUUCUAAACACUGUAGUAAUAUUUAUUG
This is a messenger RNA of Megalops cyprinoides (Indo-Pacific tarpon), 3666 nucleotides long. RefSeq names its product ring finger protein 217 (gene rnf217). Bases 543 to 2198 code for a protein of 551 amino acids. The transcript has 6 exons. Gene Ontology annotation, cellular component: ubiquitin ligase complex; cytoplasm. Lineage: Eukaryota; Metazoa; Chordata; Actinopteri; Elopiformes; Megalopidae. Gene Ontology annotation, molecular function: zinc ion binding; ubiquitin conjugating enzyme binding; ubiquitin protein ligase activity. The record is from RefSeq and is a predicted model, not a curated record. Gene Ontology annotation, biological process: protein polyubiquitination; ubiquitin-dependent protein catabolic process; positive regulation of proteasomal ubiquitin-dependent protein catabolic process.